GCGGCUCCCCGCCCUGCUCGCCGCGCCAGUCUCCGCAGUGCGCAGGCGCGGAGCUCACUUCUUGUCAGUCGGCGCCGCGUGCGGGUUUGUGGCUCUGUAGCAGUAGCAGCGGCGGCGGCUGGUCUCCGGCACGAUGAGCGGCUUCAGCAGCGAGGAGCGCGCGGCGCCCUUCACCCUCGAGUACCGAGUCUUCCUCAAAAAUGAAAAAGGACAAUAUAUCUCUCCAUUUCAUGAUAUUCCAAUUUAUGCAGAUAAGGAAGUGUUUCACAUGGUUGUUGAAGUACCACGCUGGUCGAAUGCAAAAAUGGAGAUUGCUACAAAGGACCCUUUAAACCCAAUUAAACAAGAUGUGAAGAAAGGAAAACUCCGUUAUGUUGCAAAUCUGUUCCCUUAUAAAGGAUAUAUCUGGAACUACGGUGCCAUCCCUCAGACUUGGGAAGACCCAGGACACAAUGACAAACACACCGGCUGUUGUGGUGACAAUGACCCGAUUGAUGUGUGUGAAAUUGGAAGCAAGGUGUGUGCACGAGGGGAAAUUAUCAGAGUGAAAGUUCUGGGCAUUCUGGCGAUGAUUGACGAAGGGGAAACCGACUGGAAAGUCAUUGCUAUUAAUGUGGAAGAUCCUGAUGCAGCUAAUUAUAAUGAUAUUAAUGAUGUCAAGCGGCUGAAACCUGGCUACCUGGAAGCUACUGUGGAUUGGUUUAGGAGGUACAAGGUUCCAGAUGGAAAACCUGAGAAUGAGUUUGCUUUCAAUGCAGAAUUUAAAGAUAAGAACUUUGCCGUUGACAUUAUUGAAAGCACUCAUGACUAUUGGAGAGCUUUAGUGACUAAGAAAACUGAUGGAAAAGGAAUCAGCUGCAUGAACACCACGGUGUCUGAGAGCCCCUUCCAGUGUGACCCUGAUGCUGCCAAAGCCAUUGUGGAUGCUUUACCACCACCAUGUGAAUCUGCCUGCACAAUACCAACAGAUGUGGAUAAGUGGUUCCAUCACCAGAAAAACUAAGGAAAUUUCUCUGGAAUACAAGCUGAUAUUGCUGCAUCCUACCUGUCGGAAAGUGUUAGAUGUGAACGUAGUAGCUUUUCCAAGCUUUAAACUUAUAGAACUAAUCAGUCAGAUUCUGCUGUCACCAGUCUAAUAUAUUCAUACAUGAUCCAUCUAAGAGCAUUUAUCAUGUCAACUAAGGUAACUUUUAGUUCCUGCUUAAAUAUGAAGGCGGUUGUAGUUUGGAAGUCAUCUGUGACUGAGUAUGCAAGAUAAGUACAUAUUGGAUGUAUAUGUUUGCCAUGGGUUAGGAAAUAAAAAUUAUUUUGUUUCAACUUGG
Messenger RNA from Capra hircus (goat), 1322 nucleotides. RefSeq names its product pyrophosphatase (inorganic) 1 (gene PPA1). Lineage: Eukaryota; Metazoa; Chordata; Mammalia; Artiodactyla; Bovidae. The transcript has 11 exons. Gene Ontology annotation, biological process: phosphate-containing compound metabolic process. Gene Ontology annotation, cellular component: extracellular exosome; cytoplasm. Gene Ontology annotation, molecular function: magnesium ion binding; inorganic diphosphate phosphatase activity. The record is from RefSeq and is a predicted model, not a curated record. Bases 134 to 1003 code for a protein of 289 amino acids.